Molecule: messenger RNA, 2466 nt
Organism: Egretta garzetta (little egret)
Lineage: Eukaryota; Metazoa; Chordata; Aves; Pelecaniformes; Ardeidae
Gene: SARDH
Product: sarcosine dehydrogenase
Exons: 21
Coding region: 1-2466 (821 amino acids)
Cellular component (GO): mitochondrion
Molecular function (GO): oxidoreductase activity; protein binding
Source: RefSeq, a predicted model, not a curated record
AUGUCCCAUGGAAAGUCGCCGAGGGCCCAGAGCGAGCCGCUGCAGACCGUGCACGCUUGUCCCGACGCCUGCGGCUCCCCUGUCUGUGUGCGCCUGCGCCGGGGCCGCCGGCGGCCUCGCUCCUGUUCCCUGUAUAGAAGAUGGAUGGUCGGCGCUGGGAGCAGGGGGCCCAGCCGGCCCCCGCCGCCCUCGGCUGAGGUGGUGGUGGUUGGGGGGGGCAGCCUGGGCUGCCAGACCACCUACCACCUGGCCAAGCAGGGGGUGACCAGCGUCGUGCUGCUGGAGAGGGACCGCCUGACCUCGGGCACCACUUGGCACACGGCCGUCUUCAUUGCCUCCAACAAGCAGCGCCUCGACGAGUACAAGAGGCUCAUGUCGCUGGGGAAGGUGUACGGCGUGGAGUCCCAUGUCCUGACUCCAUCGCAGACCAAGGACCUGUACCCACUGAUGAACGUCGAUGACCUGUAUGGCACGCUGUACGUCCCCAAGGAUGGCACCAUGGAUCCAGCUGGUACCUGCUCCACGCUUGCCAGAGCAGCAGCUGCCAGAGGCGCUAUGAUCAUAGAGAACUGCCCGGUCACCGGCAUCCAGGUCAGAGCUGACGAUUUUGGGGUGAAGAGGGUGUAUGCGGUGGAGACGGCCCACGGGACCAUCCAGACUCCCUGCGUGGUGAACUGCGCAGGCGUGUGGGCGCCAGCCCUGGGCCGGCUGGCCGGCGUGCACGUGCCGCUGGUGGGGAUGCAUCACGCCUACGUGGUGACCGAGCGCAUCGAGGGCAUUCAGAACAUGCCAAACGUUCGUGAUCACGACGCCUCGGUGUAUCUCCGUCUCCAAGGCGAUGCCCUUUCUGUGGGUGGAUAUGAGUCAAACCCCAUCUUCUGGGAGGAGGUAUCUGAAAAAUUUGCUUUUGGCCUCUUUGAUCUGGACUGGGAUGUUUUCAUGCAACACAUCGAAGGUGCCGUCAAAAGGGUACCGGUGCUGGAGAAAACGGGCAUUAAAUCCACCGUCUGCGGGCCAGAGUCAUUCACGGCCGACCACAAGCCACUCAUGGGGGAAGCCCCAGAAGUCCGAGGCUUCUUUCUUGGCUGUGGCUUCAACAGCGCUGGGAUGAUGCUGGGAGGCGGCUGCGGGAGGGAGCUGGCUCACUGGAUCAUCCACGGCCGGCCGGAGAAGGACAUGUACGGCUACGACAUCAGGAGGUUUCACCACUCCCUCACUGACAACAACCGCUGGAUCCGGGAGCGGAGCCACGAGUCCUACGCCAAGAACUACUCCGUCGUCUUCCCCCAUGAUGAGCCGCUGGCGGGGCGCAACGCAAGGAAGGACCCCCUGCAUGAGGAGCUGCUGCGACAGGGCUGCGUUUUCCAGGAGCGGCAUGGCUGGGAGAGGCCCGGCUGGUUCAGCCCUGGGGGAGCAGCCCCGAUCAGGAAUGAGUGCUUAACGUGCAGAAAUGCCCUGGCUCUCUUCGACAUGUCUUAUUUUGGGAAAUUCUACCUGGUUGGUCCUGAAGCAACAAAAGCAGCAAACUGGCUGUUUACUGCCGACGUGAGCAAAGCACCAGGCUCAACCGUGUACACCUGCAUGCUGAACAAGCAGGGCGGCGUGGAGAGCGACCUGACCGUCAGCCGGAUCAGCCCUGGGGACCCAGCCUCCCCCCUGGCCCCCGCCUUCGAAGGGGAUGGCUACUACCUGGCUAUCGGCGGGGCCGUGGCUCAGCACAACUGGUCACACAUCACCACCGUGCUGCAGGACAUGAAGCUCCAGUGCAAACUCCUUGACCGCCUCGUCCUCCAAGAAGUGCUUGACACCGACCUCAGCAACGAGGCCUUCCCUUUCUCCACCCACAAACUCGCCACGGCCGCAGGAUGCACGGUUCGUGCCAUGAGGUUGUCGUUUGUCGGCGAGAUGGGCUGGGAGCUGCACGUGCCCAAGGCGGACUGCGUGAAGGUUUACCAGGCGGUGAUGGAGGCGGGUGCCCGGCACGGCAUUACCAACGCCGGCUACAGAGCCAUCGACAGCCUCAGCAUCGAGAAAGGGUACAGGCACUGGCACGCAGACCUGCGCCCUGAUGACACCCCGCUAGAAGCAGGCUUAGCCUUCACUUGCAAGCUCAAAUCCAGCAUCCCCUUCCUGGGCCGGGAGGCUGUGGAGGCUCAAAAAGCCAAGGGCAUCUUCCGCCGCCUCGUCUGCUUCACCACCGAGGAGAAGGUGCCGAUGUUCGGCCUGGAGGCGGUCUGGCGGGACGGCGAGGUGGUCGGCCAUAUCCGUCGGGCAGACUUCGGAUUUGCCAUCGACAAAACCAUUGCCUACGGCUACAUCCGCGACCCCGCGGGGGGCCCGGUCUCGCUGGAUUUUGUGAAGAGCGGCAGCUACCAGCUGGAGCGGAUGGGAGUGAGCUACCCUGCCCGAGCACACACCAAGUCCCCGUUUGACCCGGACAACAAGCGAGUGAAGGGCUUUUACUGA